AUGCAUGCCACUAAUUCCAGGGGACGCUCCCCUGCUUUCCUGCAACCUCAGAAUGGAAAUGGCCAUCGCUCCUCGGGCUAUGUUCCAGGGAAGAUUGUCCCACUGCGCCCCCCUCCUCCUCCAAAGAGCCAAGCUUCAGCCAAAUGUCCCUCCGUCAGACAGGAGACCCGGGCCAGCUUUGCUUUCUCACCUGAAGAGCAGCAAGCCCAAGGAGGAAGCCAAAAGCAGAAGAGGCACAAAAAUACUUUCAUUUGCUUUGCUGUCACUAGUUUCUCAUUUUUUGUUGCACUUGCAGUCAUUUUAGGAAUAUCCUCAAAAUACGCUCCAGACGAGAAUUGCCCCGAUCAAAACCCUCGUCUUAGGAACUGGGAUCCCGGACAAGAUUCUGCAAAGCAAGUUGUUAUCAAGGAGGGAGAUAUGUUCCGUCUGACCUCAGAUGCCACAGUGAAUUCUAUAGUCAUUCAGGAUGGAGGGCUGCUUGUAUUUGGGGACCAUAAAGAUGGAUCCAGAAAUAUUACUUUGAGGACUCGUUACAUCCUGAUCAAGGAUGGUGGGGCGCUUCAUAUUGGAGCAGAAAAAUGCCGCUAUACAUCCAAAGCGACAAUUGCCUUGUAUGGCAAGUCCGAUGAAGGUGAAAGUAUGCCAACAUUUGGCAAAAAAUUUAUUGGUGUGGAAGCCGGCGGGACACUGGAGUUACACGGGGCACAGAAGGCGACGUGGACGUUGUUGGCGAGAACUCUGCACGCCUCGGGCCUGACCUAUGGCGCCUAUGCCUUUGAGAAGAACUUUUCCAGGGGCCUCAACGUGAGGGUCAUUGACCAAGACACAGCCAAGAUUUUAGAAAGCGACAGGUUUGAUACCCACGAAUACCACAACGAGAGCAGGCGUCUGCAGGAGUUUCUGAGGGUCCAGGAUCCGGGACGGAUUGUUGCUAUAGCUGUUGGAGAUUCAGCAGCCAAGAGUCUCUUACAGGGAACCAUACAAAUGAUCCAGGAUCGGUUGGGAAGCAAGCUGAUCCAAGGACUGGGCUACAGGCAAGCUUGGGCUUUGGUUGGUGUCAUCAACGGUGGCAGCACUUCUUGCAAUGAAUCUGUGAGGAACUAUGAAAACCACAGCAGUGGAGGGAAGGCUCUUGCCCAGAGGGAAUUUUAUACUGUGGACGGUCAGAAGUUUGCCGUGACAGCUUAUAGCGAAUGGAUUGAAGGUGUCUCUCUUUCAGGUUUCCGGGUGGAAGUCGUGGAUGGCGUGAAGCUUCAUCUGCUUGAUGAUGUCAGUAGCUGGAAACCCGGAGAGCAGAUCGUGGUGGCAAGCACUGACUACUCCAUGUACCAGGCCGAGGAGUUCACGCUGCUCCCCUGUCCCGAGUGCAGCCGUUUCCAGGUCAAAGUCAAAGAAACCCCGCAGUUCCUGCACAUGGGUGAGAUCAUAGAUGGCGUAGACAUGAGAGCCGAGGUUGGAAUUCUCACCCGGAAUGUUGCAAUCCAAGGAGAAAUGGAAGAUGCGUGCUAUGGUGAAAACCAGUGCCAGUUCUUUGAUUAUGAUACCUUUGGGGGACAUGUCACGAUAAGGAAAAAUUUUACUUCCGUCCAUCUUUCUUAUGUGGAAUUGAAAUACAUGGGCCAGCAGCGGGAGCUGGGACGGUACCCUGUUCAUUUCCACCUGUGCGGGGACGUGGACCACAGGGGAGGUUACAGACAUAGGACAUCUGUGGACGGACUGUCCAUUCAUCACAGCUUCUCCCGGUGCAUCACUGUGCACGGGACCGACGGCCUGCUGAUAAAGGACACCAUCGGGUUUGACACACUGGGCCACUGUUUCUUCUUGGAAGACGGUGUUGAACAGAGAAAUACUUUGUUCCACAACCUGGGACUCCUCACCAAGCCCGGCACCCUCCUUCCCACAGACAGGAACAACUCCAUGUGCACCGCCAUGCGAGAAAAAGUGUUUGGGAAUUACGUCCCUGUGCCCACCACGGACUGUAUGGCUGUUUCAACUUUCUGGAUUGCUCAUCCCAACAACAAUCUGAUUAAUAACGCAGCUGCUGGCUCACAGGAUGCUGGAAUAUGGUAUUUAUUUCACAAGGAACCUACUGGGGAAUCCAGUGGAGUGCAGCUGCUAACGAAACCAGAACUUACUCCGUUGGGUGUAUUUUAUAACAACAGGGUCCAUUCAAGUUUUAAGGCUGGCUUAUUUAUUGACAAAGGUGUCAAAACAACCAUUGCUAGUGCUGCUGACCCCCGGGAAUACCUCUGUUUGGAUAACAAUGCAAGGUUUCGGCCUCAUCAGGAUGGUGACCCUGAAAAGCCACGUGUUGCUGCUGUAAUUGACAGGCUCAUAGCUUUUAAAAAUAAUGACCAUGGAGCUUGGGUCAGAGGGGGAGACAUUGUCGUCCAGAAUUCAGCAUUUGCAGAUAAUGGGAUAGGACUAACCUUUGCCAGUGAUGGAAGCUUUCCAAGUGAUGAAGGUUCUAGCCAGGAGGUGUCUGAAUCUCUCUUUGUUGGAGAAAGUAGGAAUUACGGCUUUCAGGGUGGUCAGAACAAGUACGUAGGCAUGGGAGGAAUAGACCAGAAGCCCCGGACAUUACCCAGGAAUAGGACGUUCCCGAUCAGAGGCUUUCAGAUCUAUGAUGGGCCCAUUCACCUCACCAGGUGCACUUUCAAAAAAUAUGUGCCAACUGCAGACAGGUAUACCAGUGCUAUUGGCUUCCUCAUGAAGAAUUCCUGGCAGAUAACCCCCAGAAAUAACCUGUCCCUCGUGAAGUUUGGUCCACAUGUCUCUCUGAAUGUCUUCUUUGGGAAGCCUGGCCCCUGGUUUGAAGACUGUGAGCUGGAUGGUGACAAGAACUCCAUAUUCCACGACAUCGAUGGCUCUGUGACAGGAUACAAGGACGCGUACGUGGGGAGAAUUGACAACUACCUGAUCCGCCAUCCUAGCUGUGUGAACGUGACCCAGUGGAACGCGGUGAUCUGCAGCGGGAGCUACGCCCAGGUCUAUGUGCAAACGUGGAGCACUCAGAAUCUGACAAUGACCAUCACACGAGAUGAGUACCCAUCCUACCCGAUGGUGCUUCGUGGCAUUAACCAGAAGGCUGCCUUUCCCCAGUACCAGCCGGUGAUCAUGCUGGAGAAGGGCUAUACCAUCCACUGGAACGGGCCAGCGCCGAAGACUGUAUUUCUAUACCUCAUAAAUUUCAACAAGGAUGACUGGAUUCGAGUUGGCCUCUGCUAUCCAUCAAACACAAUUUUUCAGAUUACUUUUGGCUUUUUACAGCGGCAUAAUGGCUCGUUAUCCAAAAUGGAAGAUUAUGAGCCUGUGAAUUCACUGGAAGAAUUGCAGAGGAAGCCGUCUGAGAGGAAAUUCUAUUUUGACUCCGGCACGGGGUUGCUGUUUCUGUAUCUGAAAGCCCAGGGCCACAGGGAUGGCCACAGUUACUGCUCAUCUCAGGGAUGCGAACGAGUCAGGAUCCAGGCGGCAACAGACUCAAAAGAUACCAGUAACUGCAUGGCCAAAGCAUAUCCCAAGUAUUACCAGAAGCCUUCCGCCCUCAAGCGGAUGCCAGCCAUGCUCACCAAACCCUGCCAAGGCUGCGGGACCCACCAGGUGGUGUUUACCAGUGAUCCUCAUAAAAGCUACCUCCCUGUGCAAUUCCAGUCACCCAGUAAGGUGGAGACUCAGCGCGGAGACCCGUCUGUCAUCUCUGUCAAUGGCACCGACUUUCCCUUCCGAAGUGCUGGUGUCCUUCUCCUCAUUGUGGAUGCCUGCAGCGUUCCCUUCCGGUUGACGGAAAAGAAGUUUUUCCCUCUUGCUGAUGUCAGCCUCGUGGGGGUGUAUUUAAAAACAGGCAUCCCUCCGAGGUCCGUUGUUCUAUUGAGCACAAGAGGAGAAAUAAAGCAGUUGAAUAUUUCAGAUUCAUUAAUACCUCUGGGAUUAGCCAAACCAGCUCAUCUUUCCAACAAAGGGAGCACCAUAUUUUUGGGAUUCAGUGGAAACUCUAAACCAUCAUGGACUAAGCUAUUUACCAGUCCUGCCGGCCAGGGCCUUGGGCUGCUGGAACAGUUCAUCCCUUUGCAGCUGGAGCAAUAUGGUUGUCCCAGGAUCGGCGCUGUCCGCAGGAGAGACCUGGAGCUGUUAAAGCAAACUUCAAAAGCACAUUAG
Molecule: messenger RNA, 4155 nt
Organism: Pipistrellus nathusii (Nathusius's pipistrelle)
Lineage: Eukaryota; Metazoa; Chordata; Mammalia; Chiroptera; Vespertilionidae
Source: the annotation of a GenBank genome assembly